AUGCAAUCACAAGUUUUCGCGGGUGUCAGUUAUUAUUUGGUGGGAUCCGUUAGCGAUGAGGUCGCUCAUGUCUUGCGCCAAGGUGGCGCGGAACGUGAAUAUUACUUAUCAACCCUUGUAACACAUGCAAUCUGCCAAGAUUCCAGCCACGAUGAUUAUUCGAAAGCCGAAAAUUACAGCUUAGACAUCGUUAAAAUUUCAGCUUUAAUCUAUGUAACAUCACUAGAGUGUAUAAGUUACAAAGCUAGAGUUAAAACAUGUACUGCGAUCGUUAUGCUACAUUAUAUUCCUAAACUGCCACCUAUGGGAUUUAGAUGUUACCCGUACCUUGUCAAUUCAUCUAGGAUUUUCCAGAAUACUCUAGUAGCCUUUUGGAAGAUAUGUUCUGAAGACCAGAAGAAAUUAUGGGCAAUGCUAACUUUUCAUGGUGGAACUUUUACCAACACUAUCCAUUCUAAGUGUACUCAUAUCAUAGUUGGUGAUAAAAAUUGGGAAGCAGACGAUGAGAUGGACUUGAAAUCUACUCAAGGAAUUAAUAUUGUCACGCCUUAUUGGAUUACUCACAGUAUUAAAGCUGGUACCAAAUUGAAUGAAGAACUAUUUACAAUUGACGAUGACAAGCCAAAUCACCAUGUUAAAGGCGCUACCUUACCGGCUGAAAGUAAAAAUGAUGCUCAAGAAAUUGUUGAUAAAAGUGAUGGCAAAAUCAAAUGCGAACAAGUAUUGCAAAACGCUCAUCGGGCUAAAUCGAUAAUACGCAUAGAUACAAAAAAUAAAGCUCAACCUAAAUCUUGUACAGAAGGGAGUCAAAAUAUAAUUCAAUAUAGUGUAAAUGAAUCAAACUUGGAAAAUCCUGCUAUGUCUGCACUUGGCACUUUUGAUUACUUUGGACCCCCGAAAAGGACUAAGAUGCCUUUGAUUGGUACAACUGGUAAUAUCAAUGAUACAGCUUUACCUAUUGAUAAGAAUAAUAAACAAUCGCAAGAGUUUGGCAUUACUAAAAGUGCAGCUGAUGAUAGCGAUGAAAAGCAGCCAAAACAUGCCGGCAAUAUAAAGCAAGUUAUGAAGGCUGUUGGUAGGAUUGACUCUACUGAUGAUGCUGACAUAAAUUUACACCUAGUAAAUAUAUCUAAUCACAAGAAAUCAUCAAUCAAUAUUUCUGAAAAUAAGCAAUUACAAGUUGAGGAUUCAAGUAAGAGGAAAGAUGCACUUUCUACAUGUGAUAAUAGCAAAAUUGAAGAUGCAAGUCAGAUUGAUAGCACUACAAAAACUAUGAAUUUAAAACAUUCCCAAGAGAUAAAUAAAGAUAUUAAAUCAACUUCCUUAACAAGUGCAAUAUUAAAUGAUCAAUAUGUUUUUAACACAAAGUACAAAAACUCAUGUGAGAAACUGGAAAUUGCAACCGAAAAAUCAGGAUUGAUAACAACUGAGGAGCAACGACGAGCUAGAUGUCAGGAAGCCAAGCCAGCUGAUGAAAGUUUCACCCCAAAUACCCAAACCUCCAUAAGUAAUUACAGUAAAUUAGAGUCUGUAAAUGAGGUAGAACUUCCUGUUAACCUGAAUAACAAUCAACGUUCUGAAGUUACGAGCACAAUAAACACAGCUGUCACUGUUAGCAAUAAGAACAAUGAGAUACCGAUUAACAAAAAUAUGAAGACAACUGCGGUAAAUGUCGGUCUACCCCAAGAUAUUUUGGAAUCUGAUUCGAUGAUUAAUAUGGAAGUAAAUAAAAUAAGCGAAGAUGUUCUCACUAAAGAUUCCGCAUUAUCAACCGAUAUAGAUAAAAAUUUAUUUGGUCCUGGUAGCGACCGGACGGGAAAAACUGCAGAUCAGAAUAAUAGCAUCAUUAUUGGUAGUUCUGUUAUUGAAAAUAAAAUGCGUCAACGUUAUCUCCUCGUAGGAUGUGUCUUUCUCAUAAUUGACUACCAACAAGAUGUCGAUGAUGGAAUUAUUAGUAUAUGGAAAAAGGCACUUCGUGACGGUAAAAAGAUUGCCACGAUUUGUUGGUUGAAUGAUGUGUUGCGGAAAGAGGAAAUUUUUACACCCCGCGAUUGCAUGCAGAUACCUGUACCAUCAAAGUAUAUAAUUGACGCCUGUAAAGAAAUGGUAAUUGCUGUAACCGGAUACACUGGCAAAGAACGUGACAAAGUUAAAAUGAUUAUCAAUGCUAUUGGAGCUAAUUAUACACCUCAUUUAAGUAGAAAAAAUACCCAUUUGAUAUGUAAAAGCCCAUCGGGAGAAAAAUUCUUUAAAGCUAAAGAAUGGCGAAUAUUUACCGUAAAUUGCAAAUGGCUAGCAGAUAUCUUAAAUACUGGUAUUGUUGCGCCUUGUGCCAUGGAGCGCUACAUCCAGUUUGGUAAACCAAAUGAAAUGAGUCUGGAAUACGAAUGCAACGAGCCAAUACUAAGAAUUUGGAAAUCAAAGAAAAGAAAUCAUUCAACAAGUGAUAGCGAUGAUGAUGACAUUACCCGUACGGAGAAAUUCUUAUGCUGUUUCGCUACGUGCCGACACGUAAUAAGGUCAGAAUGGGUAGAGCAAAGUUAUCGUCUUGGAAGUUUUGCAGAUGAAACUCAAUUUGAAGUGAUUGACAUGUCGACAGAAAAAUAUUACAGCUUUUCCCUAAGAAAGUCCUUACAGAUGGCUACAUUACGACCUGUAUUCGAGGAUAUGACCUUUUACGUAACAAGGAAUGUCAAGCCAGACUUGCAGACGAUGAACAAUAUAAUCCAUUACAAUGGAGGAGAGGUGGUUACUUACACACUUGCUAUCAAGAUUUUGAUGGACGUUAAUUCAUGUAAGGAAUUAUUUAUAAUAUCGUGCCCUAAGGAUAAAGACGAAUGCUUCAACAUAAGAACGCGUCGACAUUCGAUCGAAUUUUACACUGCUGAUUUUGUGGUUAUAAGUAUACUUCGCCAGAAAGUUAACAAGCAAUCAUAUCCUUUGAUAGAAACCAAUUCGUCAGUUGCUUUCUAA
This is a messenger RNA of Trichoplax adhaerens, 2973 nucleotides long. RefSeq lists its product as uncharacterized. Bases 1 to 2973 code for a protein of 990 amino acids. The transcript has 16 exons. NCBI's taxonomy places the organism in Eukaryota, Metazoa, Placozoa, Uniplacotomia, Trichoplacea, Trichoplacidae. The record is from RefSeq and is a predicted model, not a curated record. Gene Ontology annotation, cellular component: MLL3/4 complex.